AACACUGAACUGACCAAUUAGAGAACUCUUACUCUGUUCUCAGCAGAGGAAUGGCUGCACUCGCUUCCACAUUCUUCGCUUCCACUCCAAAACUCUCGCACUCUUCAACUGCCAAUUCGAUCCCCAAAUUCUCGCUCGUGAAAUCUUUGUCCCAAUUUAGUCGCCCUAAUUUGAUCGCUCCGAUCGUAGUUUCCGCUCUCCGCGACAAAUUUGUUCGAGACGAUUCAGCUUCGGAGCUCGACUCACACAACGGACUGAAGAAACUCGUGGACUCGUUGUUCGUGCUCUGUGCUUCCGUUGCUUUAUCGGCGUCUUUGUUCGUUGCCGAUGUUGAUUCGGCGUCGGCUUUCGUAGUUACUACUCCGAGGAAAUUGCAGUCCGAUGAGCUUGCUACAGUUCGUCUUUUUCAGGAGAACACUCCAUCUGUUGUCUACAUAACUAAUCUGGCUGCCAGGCAGGAUGCAUUUACAUUGGAUGUGUUGGAGGUGCCACAAGGAUCAGGAUCUGGAUUUGUAUGGGAUACGGAUGGUCACAUUGUUACAAAUUAUCAUGUGAUUCGGGGUGCAUCUGAUCUCAAGGUCACUCUUGCAGAUCAGAGCACAUACGAUGCAAAAGUUGUUGGAUUUGAUCAGGAUAAAGAUGUUGCUGUUUUGCGGAUUGAUGCACCCGAAGACAAGCUGAGACCAAUACCAAUUGGUGUAUCCGCCGACUUGCUUGUUGGGCAGAAAGUAUAUGCAAUUGGAAAUCCCUUUGGACUUGACCAUACACUUACAACUGGUGUAAUCAGUGGGCUUCGACGAGAAAUAAGUUCAGCUGCAACUGGUCGUCCAAUCCAGGAUGUCAUCCAGACUGAUGCUGCUAUUAAUCCAGGAAAUAGUGGUGGACCACUUCUUGAUAGUUCAGGGAACCUCAUAGGGAUAAACACAGCUAUAUACUCUCCUUCUGGUGCUUCAUCUGGCGUGGGCUUUUCUAUCCCAGUUGACACUGUAAGCGGCAUUGUUGAUCAAUUGGUGAAGUUUGGGAAAGUCACUAGACCUAUUCUGGGGAUUAAGUUUGCACCCGAUCAGUCAGUGGAGCAACUGGGAGUAAGUGGGGUUCUAGUCUUGGAUGCUCCUGCGAAUGGCCCAGCAGGCAAAGCUGGUCUUCUACCCACCAAACGCGAUGCCUAUGGAAGACUUAUUUUGGGUGACAUAAUUACAUCUGUUAACGGAAAGAAGGUCACAAACGGUAGUGAUUUGUACAGAAUCCUAGACCAGUGCAAAGUAGGUGACAAGGUUAUUGUAGAAGUACUGCGUGGUGAUCACCUGGAAAAAAUCCCUGUAGUCCUUGAACCAAAGCCAGAUGAAACCUAAGGUAACUUGUAAUUCUUAUGCUUUAGCUAUAGGUUGUAAAUUGUCCACCGUGGAGCUAUUGUCAUGUGGUAAAGCACUUUCCUAUGUACUUUACAACUAUUCUUAUCCUUGUGUAGGGUAUGUAUUUACAAUUCAACCUGUACAUCACUGGUUUGAAGUUGUGCUUGAAUUUUCUUGUAUUAGGUCUUAUUCAUGUGAAAAUUGUGAAGCUUUUCUAUCAUUAA
Messenger RNA from Sesamum indicum (sesame), 1576 nucleotides. RefSeq names its product protease Do-like 1, chloroplastic. NCBI's taxonomy places the organism in Eukaryota, Viridiplantae, Streptophyta, Magnoliopsida, Lamiales, Pedaliaceae. Gene Ontology annotation, molecular function: protein binding; serine-type endopeptidase activity. Gene Ontology annotation, biological process: proteolysis. The record is from RefSeq and is a predicted model, not a curated record.